UAUGCUAAUUAUUUCAUGCACCCCAUGUCAAAGAUCUCUGUCCUCAUGCAAAUUUUUCUCUAUAUAAACCCUCAUCUUCAUCUCUUCCAUACACACAACACCAACCCCUUUCUCCCUCUAAUCACUUUGCAAAAUGCCAAACCCUUGUCUCAUUUCUUCUCAUGUUGCUAUUCUAGUCAUCCUUCUCAGCUGUAUUUCAAUGUGCAGCUUGGGAAAGUUCACUAGUCCACUCCCUAACGACAUCGUUUCCCUCGAUCUUGCCACUAGACUCCGUAACGAUCCCCAUUCCAUCAACAUAGCUUCUAAUGACUAUGGAAAUCUUGUCCAUGAAAGCCCUUCUGCGGUUCUUUACCCUUCAUCAAUUGAUGACAUUGUUAAUCUCAUCAAAUUCUCCAACAACUGUUCCACACCGUUCGGCAUUUCCGCCAGAGGCCGUGGCCACUCCGUUAGAGGGCAGGCCAUGGCCCGUAGCGGUGUCGUGGUCGACAUGCCUUCCCUGAGCCAAAAUGGGAUUGGAGUAAGGGUUUCUUGGGACCCCUCUUUAGGGUAUUAUGCAGAUGUUGGUGGAGAACAGAUGUGGAUCGACGUUCUCCGGGCCGGGCUGGAACACGGGCUUGCGCCCGUUUCUUGGACAGAUUACUUGUACUUGAGUGUGGGUGGGACACUCUCUAAUGCUGGGAUCAGUGGACAGUCGUUCUUACAUGGCCCUCAAAUCAGCAAUGUUCUUGAACUGGAUGUUAUUACUGGCAAAGGGGACUUGGUCACUUGCUCCCAACAGAUGAACUCGGAGCUCUUUUUCGCAGUUCUUGGUGGGCUUGGCCAGUUUGGCAUCAUCACCAGAGCAAGAAUUGUCCUGGACAAGGCACCAACAAGAGCAAAAUGGGUGAGAUUGCUUUACAGUGAUUUCUCCAUAUUCACAAGAGACCAAGAACACCUCAUCUCCAGCACUGUCGACAAUCCCUCUCCAGACUAUGUGGAGGGUUCCCUGAUCACGCACCAGAGCCCUCCAAAUAACUGGAGAUCGUCCUUCUACACACCCUCCGAUCGCUCCAAAAUCGCUUCUUUACUCAAAUCCAAGAAAGGCCUCCUCUACUCCAUUGAACUCGUCAAAUACUAUGACGAUCAGACUGCCGACUAUAUCGAUCAGGAACUUGAGGUGUUGCUCAAGGAUUUGAACUUCAUUCCGGGCUUCGUUUUCAAGAAAGACGUCGCCCUCAUUGAUUUUCUUGGUAGAGUUGGGAGAAGCGCGGCUUCCGACGAGAAUAAUCACUUGGAAGCUCAUCCAUGGCUGAAUUUAUUCGUCCCGAAAUCCCGAAUACUGGAUUUCAAUGCCGGCGUUUUCGUCGACAUAAUUGGGAGGCAUAACAGCACCUCAGGGCCCAUCCUUUUCUACCCACUCAACAGAAAGAAAUGGGAUGAACGAAUGUCUGCUGUCACACCAGACGAGGAUGUUUUCUACACUUUAGGGCUACUGCAGUCGAGUGGGGCCGAGGAGCCGGGGGAGUAUGAUAAACUAAAUAAUGAAAUAAUUGAAUUCUGUGAAAAGGAUGGAAUCAAGAUCAAACAGUAUCUUCCCCACUACAAAUCCGAGGAAGAUUGGAUGGAGCAUUAUGGUCCCAAAUGGAACACUUUUCUGGAAAGGAAGAACAAGUUCGAUCCAAGAAUGAUUUUAUCUCCGGGCCAGAGGAUUUUUACUUCUGCAAUAGCCUACUCUGAUGUAUGAUCAUGAGUUGAGCAUAGGAUUUAGAUUUGCAGAAUAAGUAGGUUUGUAUGAAUAGUCUAGCUAUUCCAGGCAUGCAUUAAUUAGUUAAAGUCACACUUGUUAUCAA
Sesamum indicum (sesame) is the source of this 1829-nucleotide messenger RNA. RefSeq names its product cytokinin dehydrogenase 3. NCBI's taxonomy places the organism in Eukaryota, Viridiplantae, Streptophyta, Magnoliopsida, Lamiales, Pedaliaceae. The record is from RefSeq and is a predicted model, not a curated record. Gene Ontology annotation, biological process: cytokinin metabolic process. Gene Ontology annotation, molecular function: cytokinin dehydrogenase activity; FAD binding.